AUGUGGAAUGAGGAGUCCGCAGCCCUAAUCCGUACCAUGUUUCACAAGCUUUCUGUGCAAGCCAUGAUGGCAAGUCAGGCUGAACACUCGUUCCAGAUCUUAUUGCUUCGGCAAAACUCUACGGUGCAUGUUACAGUCGGGUGCGAAGCGCAGAGACUAUACCAGUUUGAGCAACACAGCGUUUGCAAUCCCGGAUCGCCUCGGUCCACCCCUAGCCUGUCGGGAUCUUCAACGCCGGGGAGUGAUUAUGAUUCAUUGCUUUCGAAUUCGUCACUGCUAGACGGAGGCGAUGAUCAAUAUGUGCUUGUUACCGGAGGACUUGGCUUCAUCGGAAGCCAUACGGUGUUAGAACUCCUGAAGAGCGGCCACAAUGUCAUUAUCGUCGACGACCUUAGCAACAGCGAGAGCGAUGUGUUCGACCGCAUCCUCAGGACAGCACAACAACACUACGCUAUCUUAGGAGAGAUAUGUCCUCAAGCAUACUUCUAUCGUAUGGACUACCGCGAUAUGCAGGGGAUGCAAGGUCUUCUGGAAAAGUACUCUUGGCCAAAAUCGCUUUUUCCAGAUUCGCGAGGAAAUAUCCGUUCGAAGAUUACCGGCGUUAUCCACUUCGCAGCCUACAAAGCUGUGGAGGAGAGCAUCCGACAGCCAAUGCGAUACUACCACAACAACAUUUCUGGACUUCUCUACUUUCUGGACCUUUUGGAGGAAGCCAAUAUCAAGAAGUUCAUCUUCUCUUCAAGUGCUGCCGUUUAUGGAACGCAAGCUGAUGGGUCACAAUUCCUCCGCGAAGAACACGUUACCCAUGAACCUGAGACAUAUCUCGAUGUCGACGGCAACAGCAGAUCGACGGAGCCAGGGUACCAAGGGAUCACCAGUCCUUAUGGUAGGACAAAGUUUUUCGGUGAAGCCAUUUUGUCGGACCUUGCGCGGAGCGAUCCUGAUUGGACAAUCGUUGCACUGCGAUACUUCAAUCCCGUUGGUUGCGACUCCGAGGGCUUGCUGGGUGAAGACCCGAAAGGGACGCCAUCCAAUCUAUUACCAGUCGUCACGAAGGUCCUGAAAGGCCAAUUACCUGAACUGUCCAUUUACGGAGGUGACUGGGACACUUUUGACGGUACGGCAAUUCGUGACUACAUUCACGUCUCAGAUCUCGCGAAUGGUCACACAGCGGCAUUGACAGCAGCAAGCAUGGGUCGCGUGUCUGGUUUCCGCACGUUCAACCUUGGAGUCGGGAAAGGUACCACUGUCAUGGAGGUUGUACAUACCAUGGAGAAAGCAUCGCAAGGGACCAUCAACAGGAAGGUUGUUGAAAGACGGGCAGGUGAUACCCAGGCUUCCAUCGCGAAUGCAGACCGCGCCAGGUCAGAGUUGGGUUGGUCAACAAGCAAAACACUAUUCGAUGCCUGCUAUGACACUCUGAAUCACCUCAAGCUCAAAAAUGGAGUCUGAAGUAAACGAAGUUUAAGGUUUUACCGGCGUUCGCGACGAUUCUCAAAGGGCGUUUGGAGUUUGAUGUUGCAUACCCU
Boeremia exigua is the source of this 1529-nucleotide messenger RNA. Its product is annotated as UDP-glucose 4-epimerase. Gene Ontology annotation, biological process: beta-D-galactose catabolic process via UDP-galactose, Leloir pathway. The transcript is spliced from 3 exons. Gene Ontology annotation, molecular function: UDP-glucose 4-epimerase activity. Gene Ontology annotation, cellular component: cytosol. Bases 1 to 1452 code for a protein of 483 amino acids. The record is from RefSeq and is a predicted model, not a curated record. Lineage: Eukaryota; Fungi; Ascomycota; Dothideomycetes; Pleosporales; Didymellaceae.